AACAAAACAACCCGCCGAGCACUUUUGACAUUCAUUGCUUAAUCCGGGACCUCGACUCGGCGGCCCUUUCGUCCUGCCUCCAUCUGCCCAUCGCCCCGCCUUUCAAUUGCCAUAACAGCGAUGGCGUCCCAAGCCGACUUCCGCGACAGGCAGUUCUUGGCUGUGAUCGGAGACGAGGACUCUGUGACGGGAUUGCUCUUGGCAGGCAUUGGCCAUGUCACCGCACCGCCAGACAACCAGAAGAAUUUCCUGGUCGUCGAUGCCAAGACAGAUAAUGCUGCGAUCGAAGCGGCGUUCGAUAGGUUUACGACGGAGAGGAAGGACAUUGGGAUAGUCCUGAUCAACCAACACAUUGCCGACAGGAUACGGAACCGGAUUGAUACCUAUACUCAAGCAUUUCCUGCCGUUCUCGAGAUCCCGAGUAAGGACCACCCUUACGACCCGGAGAAGGAUAGCGUUCUGCGGCGAGUCCGCCGCCUGUUUGGCGAAUAAUCGAGCUUUGUUGCGGAAUACAGGGAAAUGGGGUUUGGAGAGAAGGGGUCAGCAUAUUACGAGCGUCGAGAAAAAUGGCAUCGGUGUAACCUUCCAUCUCCCAUUUUCGCGAGCCUGGAGCUCAGUACCUUCAAUUUGCUAUGGGGCAGAUGCAUAUGAGAACUAGCCAACGAGACUCCUGACCGGCGAACCUAUCAACCCUUUGCUCCCACAAACAUCGACUUAUGUACGCAUGCCAAGUUCAGUUGAACGCUAUGCCACCAACGUUCCGCAAUACCGUGAAGCAGCAGCAACUCGGCGACCUAAAGGUCGAACACUCCGCCCAGAGGCUUCCUGUUGAAAAACACAGUGGCAGUCAAGCAGGUGAUAUGCUCGUUAUCCUUAGUGUAGACAUCGGCCUGCACGGUAUAUUUGCCCUGAGAGUGUGUUAGUCCCAAGCUCUGCAACAAUGCUCAACGUUCGGGAGUGGCCGUACUGGAGGAAUCUCUUUCGGCAGGUCGACGGUCUUGGUGAUGGAAAUCUUGCCCUUCUCAAUCGGGCACUCGAGGUCGACAUUCUGGAUUUCCUUGCACAGGUCUGCCUGGGUGUUGAUCAGGCGGAUAUAGCCAUAUUUCACCU
This is a messenger RNA of Thermothelomyces thermophilus ATCC 42464, 1110 nucleotides long. RefSeq lists its product as uncharacterized. Gene Ontology annotation, biological process: proton transmembrane transport. Gene Ontology annotation, cellular component: fungal-type vacuole membrane; proton-transporting V-type ATPase, V1 domain. The record is from RefSeq and is a predicted model, not a curated record. The transcript has 4 exons. The coding region runs from base 121 to 492 and encodes 123 amino acids. Lineage: Eukaryota; Fungi; Ascomycota; Sordariomycetes; Sordariales; Chaetomiaceae. Gene Ontology annotation, molecular function: proton-transporting ATPase activity, rotational mechanism.